Phyllostomus discolor (pale spear-nosed bat) is the source of this 5292-nucleotide messenger RNA. RefSeq names its product PHD and ring finger domains 1 (gene PHRF1). The record is from RefSeq and is a predicted model, not a curated record. The transcript is spliced from 18 exons. Lineage: Eukaryota; Metazoa; Chordata; Mammalia; Chiroptera; Phyllostomidae. The coding region runs from base 131 to 5053 and encodes 1640 amino acids.
CCGGGUCGAGGAGCGCGCGGCGGCGGCAGCGGCGGCCGGGCCUAGUCGUUGCUCUCGCUCGGGCGGCGGCGAGCGCCUGGGAACGGCCGGCGGGGCGCGAGGGUCCCGGAUCGAACCCCCAUGUCCAGCGAUGGACGACGACAGCCUGGACGAGCUUGUGGGCCGCAGCCCAGGGCCAGACGCACGCCUGCCCCUCGGCGCUGCUGCCCUGGCUGGCGGUGCUGGAGAGAGCGGGGACGAUGACAGCGGGGACUCUGAGGAGGACACAGGCAGUGAGCUCGGCGACAGCACGGACGCGGACGACGGGUCUGGCUCGGAAGGCGCCACCACCGACGACAGUGACGAUGACGACGACGUGGAAAUAGUGGCGGCGGCGAGCACCCAGGGGCCGCUGGAGGCCGGGGGCGGGUGGCAUUCUGACGAUGACGCCGAGAGCUGCCCGAUCUGUCUCAACACUUUCCGGGGCCAGGCCGUGGGGACGCCGGAGACGUGCUCCCACCACUUCUGCCUGGACUGCAUCUCGGAGUGGGCGAAGAACGCCAACUCCUGCCCGGUGGACCGAGCCCUGUUCAGCUGCAUCUGCAUCCGAGCCCAGUUUGGUGGGAAAAUCCUGAAGAAGGUCCCGGUGGAGAGUGCCCGGGCCAGGGAGGAGGAGGAGGAGGACCCGACCUUCUGCGAGGUGUGCGGCCGCAGCGACCGGGAGGACCGCCUGCUGCUCUGUGACAGCUGCGACUCGGGGUACCACAUGGAGUGUCUGGACCCCCCUCUGCAGGAGGUGCCGGUGGACGAGUGGUUCUGUCCGGAAUGUGCCGUCCCCGGAGCCGCCGUCCCUCCCACAGACACGGACUCUGUGACCGAGGAGGAGGUCUCCCUGCUCUUGGUGGACGUGGUGCCCACCCCCAGCCGGCUGCGGCCCCGCGCCGGGCGGACUCGGGCCAUCACUCGGACUCGGCAGAGCGAGCGCGUCCGCGCCGCUGUGGACCGGAGCCGCAUGUCCACGGCCCAGAACAUCCAGCGCGUCCCGAGGUACCUGAUGUCCUCUCUGCUGGACGAGACCAUCGAAGCCGUUGCCUCUGGUCUGAGCACCACUGUGUAUCAGCGCCCGGCGACGCCGCGGGCCCCCACCAGACGCAGGAGGAAAGCCAGGAGACGGAGGAAAGUGCGGGGGAGGAAGAGAGCCCAGCCCCGACCGGCCGUGAGGAGCAGGAGCUCGGGGACGAGGUCCAAGAGGCGCCAGGGCCGCGGGAAGAAGAGGAGGGGGACGAAGACCACGGGGGAAGCCACAGCCCGCUGCCGCAUCGCGCGGGCGCUGGGCCUCCGGGGGCCGACCCGCGGGGCCUGCCUCCCGUCCGUGUACAAGCCCGCGGACCCCUCCCUGGGGCUGAUGCGUGCGGACAUCGGGGUGGCCCCCCUCUCUCUGUUUGGAGACCCCUCCGAGCUGGACCCUGUCGACAGCAGCGAGGAGCCGCCCGCCAGCCCCGCUUCCCCGCUGAGCGCCAAGAGGAGGGUCCUCUCCCGCUCGGCCCUGCGGUCGCACCAGCCUGUGGCCCGGCCUGUCUCCAUGGGGCUCUCCAGGAGGAGCGUGCCCGCCGCGGCGCCCGGGCCCGAUGCGGAUGAGGCGCCCGUCCCAGACCUGCUGGGCAGCAUCUUGUCGAGCCAGAGCCUGCUGCUGAUGGACAGCGCCGACAUCACCAUCCACCGGGACGGCUCGCUCAGCGCCAAGCACACCGCCCCUCUCUCUUCUCAGCGAGACCCAGCUGGUUCGUCCCGAGAGAGAGAAGGCCCCGGGCCCAGGGACGGUCUGCAGCCCCCGGCUCCAAGCCCAGGGUGCCCGGGAAGCCUGGGGUCGCGCUGCCAAGGCCGGCCGGCCCCCUCCCGUGUUCCCGAGCUCACGCCAGGGGCUGCGAGGAGACAGGACCCCUCGGCGGCCCCACGGUUGGGCCAGCCCCGCUCGCACCUGUGGAACGGCAGCGGCCUCGGCCUGAAACCACCCGGCCGCCCCCAUGCAGGCAGCGGCGAGCACACCGUGCCUCUUAGGUUCACAUCUGAGAUCUCCAACGGUGGCUGUGACUUGCCAGCCAAGAGCACGGUGCUGGGACAGGCCCCGAAACCAGCCCCUAGGAGAGCGGACAUCUCUGAGCUCCCCCGGAUACCAAAGAUAAGAAGGGAUGGCGGUGGGCGGACGGACCCAGCCCCGGCCCCCACGGGCGGGCAGCCCGUCGAGCUCCCCAGCUCCUGCAUCAGCCGGCUGACGGGCAGGGAGGGCCCCGGGCAGCCUGGCCUCGGCUCCCGGACGGAGGGCGAGCCCCGUGGCAGGGGCUCCCAGGAGCCCGGCGUGCCCUCAGGGGGCGGCGCCCAGCCCCCCACCCCGCUGGGGCCCUCCAGGGGGAAGGGCAGCAGCUCCACCUUCGAGAGCUUCAGGAUCAACAUCCCGGGGAACACGGCGCCGCCCAGCAGACCCGCCCACCCCGGCUUCUGCCACACGUUCCGGCCCGUGGAGAGCAAGGCGCAGAGGAAGGAGAGCCCCUCGCCCCUCUUCUCCCUGCGGAAGGCGAAGCAGCUCAAGGGCGAGAUCUAUGACCCCUUCGACCCCACGGGCUCCGACUCCAGCUCCGCGGGCGGCAGCCCCGAGCGCCUGGGCCCCGGCCUCCUGCCCUCGGAGAUCACCCGCACCAUCUCCGUCGGCGGCAGCCCCGGGACUCCGCCUUCCCAGGCCGUGCGCUGCGUCACCUCCUACACCGUGCGGACGGCCUUCGGGGCGGCGCCCGAGCCCUGCCGCGGGCCUUCCGCCAGCGCGCUCCAGCUCCGGGGCCAGGGGCCUGCCGGCGAGCUGGGCAGAGAGGAGGAGGAGGAGGAGGAGGAGGACUCCGCUGGGGGCCUGGGCGCCGUGGCCCGGGCCCAGAGGCUGUCCCCGCCGCGGCCGGAGCCCUGGGAGGACGAGGACGAGCACGAGCACGAGCACGAGGACCGGCCGCCCCGCAGCGCCUUCUUCAGCUCGGAAGAGCGGACCGUGACAUGUGUGACCGAGGCGGAGCCGCACGCCCCGCCAGCCACCACGCACAGGGUCGUGGAGCUGCGGUCCCCGACCCGCUCGCGCUCGCGCUCUGCCUCCAGCUCCCGGGGCCGCAGGAAGGACAGGAGGAAGCAGGCCGCCGCCCGGGAGCACGGGAGGACCCGCUCCGGCUCCCGCUCCGGGGAUGGGAGCUCCAGGUCUGCGUCCCCACCGGUGGGCGAGGACCACGCCAGGAAGCACCGGCCCAGGGCCCGGGCCCGGCGGUCCUCCAGCGACCGUUCCAGCAGCCCGGAGCGAGCCAGGCGGAAGAAGGCCAAGGACAAGAGCAGGGAGAGGAAGAGGGACUCCGGGAGCCGGGGCCGGCGGAGGUCCCGGUCCCGCUCGGGCAGCCCUGGCAGCUCCUCCCACGAGCACCGCGAGGGCCGGAGGAGGAAGAGGAGGCGGUCCGGUGGCUCUAAGUCUCAGGGGAGGGGGUGCUCUCCCCCCAGCAGCCUGGAGAGGGCCUGGAGGCCCCGCCCCGGCCGGGGGAGGAGCCGUGAGCGGCCCCGAGACACGCGGGGCUCCCGGGAGAGGAGGCGGCACAGGUCCCGGUCCCCCAGGUCCCCCAGCACGGAGCGCAGGCCCCGGGAGCACCGGCGGCCGCGUUCCCGAGAGAGGCGGCCUCGGCCCCGCUCCCCGGAGAGGAGGGUGCCUGUGAAGGAGGCCUCCCCGGCACCCCCUGCCCAGGAGGGGCUGGGGCCAGGCAGGGAGCACCCCGCCAGGCUGCCAGGGGAGGAUGCCUGGUCGGAAGGGGCUGCGGCCCACCAGCCCCCCUCACAGGGCCCCCUGGUGCCAGAGGUGCCGGCCGAGGACCCGCCCGAGGACCUGGAUUACGGUGACUCUGUGGAGGCAGGGCACAUCUUUGAAGACUUUUCCAGCGAGGGCCUCCUCGCUCAGCUGGACGACAUGAGCUCCCCGCCUUCCCCGGAGAGCACCGACUCCUCCCCGGAGCGGGGCGCCCAGCCCUGCCUCGCCCUGCCCACCCCCAGCCAGCAGCCAGGUGCCAGCUUGGCCGGGCCCGGACUCGGGGGGCAGGAGCCGCCGGUCCACAGGGAAGAUGCUGUGCAGCCCCCGCCCUGGGCGGAGGGUCCCCAAGGGGGCGUCUCGUUCCAGCAGGACCAGGCCAAGGCUGUGACGCCUGGCACCCUGGGAGGCCAGGCCGCAGGCGGGGCCCUGGUGGGGCAGGAGGAAGGGCCCUGCCAGACGGCUAUGCUGCGGCCUAAAGCCCCGGUGAAGAGGGUCACCUGGAACCUGCAGGGGGCAGCAGGUGGCGCCCCGGACGAGGACAGAGGCCUGCGGAUGCCGCUUCAUAGACCGCAGCCGCCCCAGGAGGAACCCUGGGGACCCGAAGACGGGGGCCCUCUGGUGGACACCCAGCAGGCACCCUUCCCCGAGCCCCCUCCUCCUGGCCACAGCCUUCCAGACCCAGGCUUCCUCAACGCUGACCUGUCUCAGGUUUACGGCCCCGGCCUGCCGCCCACCCUGGCUCUGCCCACAAGUGUCCUGCCCUACGCGCCUGCCAGCCAGCCCUCGGUCCAGUUCACCCUGCAGGGCAGCCUGCCCCCAGCCGGCUUCGGGGCGGCCCCGAGCCCAGCCCCAGUGCCAGUGCCAGUGCCCGUCGGCCUGACCACAGCCUCAGAGCCGGCUGGCCAGGCCGCUGCCACCAACAACUCGGAGGAGAGGCCGGCCGCUCCCCGGCCGGCCGCAGAGAAGGCCAAGAACGAGGAGUACAUGAAGAAGCUGCACAUGCAAGAGCGGGCGGUGGAGGAGGUGAAGCUGGCCAUCAAGCCCUUCUACCAGCGGAGGGAGGUGACCAAAGAGGAGUACAAGGACAUCCUCCGGAAGGCCGUGCAGAAGAUCUGCCACAGCAAGAGCGGGGAGAUCAACCCCGUGAAGGUGGGCAACCUGGUGAAGGCGUACGUGGGCAAGUACCGGCACAUGCGCCGGCGCCGGCGGCCAGAGGCCGGCGAGGAGCCUGCCGCCCCGGGCGCCGAGGGCUGAGGCCACACCGUCCUCAGCGCCCAGGGGCUGCUGCCCUGGCCCCCGGCGGGGCUGCUGGGGGUGGCAGGAGCAGAAGGCUCUGGGGACACCCAGCACUGCUUUCAGGGUUCCUGUGGCCACACGAGGUCUGCGCACCUGUCCUGUUCGACUUAAAUUGGACUUUUUUAUAUAUGUACAUUACAGAUACACUGUUUCAUUGUGUUCUAAUUUAUCAAAAACAAAUUAUCUUUAGAAACUUC